AUGCCACGAUCAUUCUUAGUGAAGAAACACGAUGCCGUUCGUUCGUAUCAUAGCUACAAACCACGUGGUUUGGACGCGGACGACGUGCUCGUUCCAGACAGUAUCUACGCUAUAACUCCGUACACGCCCGCCUUCCUGCCGCUGUCGGUGAAACUAAACAACGGUUACAUCCAUGAUGUUGUAAGCCCGACUCUGCCACAGGAGUCGGCUGACAUUCAUUUCCAUGAGCCCAAGUCGGAAGAUGACGUUUCCGAAGAUGGCCAUCAAAAGGAUGUCGAAAAUCAAGUCAUAACGGAUGAGAUUAUCAAGACGUUUCAAAAAAAGUUUCCAAAUAACAACGUCACUAUUGGGUACACGUACGAUGCGUUUUUCGUAAGCGACGGUCGGUCACGCGGCAAACAUUUCGGCGAGAAGUGUACCGACGGAAAGCAACGAUACACGUGCAACGAAUGUGGGAAAGACUACGCCACUUCAAGCAACCUUUCCCGCCACAAACAGACGCACCGGAGCAUGGACAGUAAAUUAGCGAAGAAAUGCAAUUUUUGCGGCAAGGGUUACGUCUCGAUGCCGGCAUUGUCCAUGCACCUUCUGACCCACGAUCUAAAACACAAGUGUCAAAUUUGCGGUAAGGCGUUCAGCCGCCCAUGGCUUCUUCAGGGUCACUUCCGGUCGCACACGGGAGAGAAGCCUUACGGAUGCGCGCACUGUGGGAAGGCAUUUGCGGAUCGCUCCAACCUGCGUGCCCACAUGCAGACGCACUCGGCGUAUAAGAGCUACAAUUGUAAGCGAUGUAACAAGUCAUUUGCCCUGAAGUCGUAUCUGAAUAAACAUUACGAGUCCGCCUGCAUCAAAGAUGACAACGAAUGCAUCGAUGUUGACGGCUCUGCAUCCAUCUGCUCCGACGAUAGCUUUACACAUACACGUAAAAUAGAAUAA
This is a messenger RNA of Mya arenaria, 936 nucleotides long. RefSeq names its product transcriptional repressor scratch 2-like. Lineage: Eukaryota; Metazoa; Mollusca; Bivalvia; Myida; Myidae. Gene Ontology annotation, molecular function: RNA polymerase II cis-regulatory region sequence-specific DNA binding; DNA-binding transcription factor activity, RNA polymerase II-specific. The coding region runs from base 1 to 936 and encodes 311 amino acids. The transcript is spliced from 2 exons. Gene Ontology annotation, biological process: regulation of DNA-templated transcription. The record is from RefSeq and is a predicted model, not a curated record.